AUGGAUGAGCUACUCGACUUCUGGAACCCGGGGGUCUACUACAGCCAGACUGCUCUACGACCUCAGGGGUGUCUUGUACGCGCGGCUCUCGUCCCCCUCGUCGCGGAUCUCUUGGCUGCCCGGCAGUUAUCGGGGCUUGGGCCUCACAAUCACGCUCGCGUCCUCUGUAGUGUUUGCACAACACCCGCCGAUGGCGUAGAGAAUACCGACCCUGCGACCUUCGAACCUCGCGACUUGGAGAAGCAUCGUGCAGAUGCGAAGGCGUGGCUCGACGCUCGAACAACGUUUGAACGGGAGAAGCUUUUUCAAAGUACUGGGGUACGAUACUCUGAGCUUCUGCGCCUUCCGUAUUGGAAUCCCUUCCUCUACACCGUCGUCGACACUAUGCACAACCUCUAUCUGGGUAUCUUGCAGCGACACAUUCGCGUCAUCUGGGGAAUCAGCGUCGACGUGGAGGACGGCGAUGCUUCUGGGAACAUGAUCGGCGUAGCUCCGGAACGCCCGUCGGAGGCGAAGAUGGCCGCAGGCGUCGAUCUUCUCCUGACUGCGACCACGCUCAAAUUACGGACCGCGGGGAAAGCUGUUUUGUAUCACCUUUGCCUUGAUCGUGGUAUACGGAGGGCCGGUACUGUGUCUCAGCUAGUGAAAAACCUGACUGCCUGGGUACAUCUUCAGUCUGAGCUGACACCGGACUACGGGGAGGAUGAUUCGGCGGAUAUACGGUCUGCCGAGAAGACUUUGCAAGGACUGAAAGCGUCUACGGCCCUCGCCCGUAGGCGACAAGAUCUCUUGCAGACGAUGUGCAAGGUGCGAGGAAUCGAAUUCGAAGACUCUACCAAGAAAGAAGUCCUCGCAGAGCGUCUUCACCAUUGGCGACAAGCGGAACGGGAAGCGGUGAGUGCGACUAGAGCUACCCCGCCUGUCAGUGCUGAUUCCCGGGGACUCGGACAGGCGUCACCACCUCCGUCGUCCGCAGACCAGGAUGAUCCCACAGUGCGUCGGCAUCGACACGACCAAGAAGCGAUCGGACGAGAUACGCUGAGCGCGUACAUGGAGGACCGCUGCCGCAUGCAACUACCGAGUUGGAUGAACGCUCCGCCAGUCGCGUUCGGUACAAAACAGCAUGGAAAGCUCAGCGCGGAUCAAUGGCGCGCGCUGUGUAUCGUGAAUCUCCCGGUCACACUGAUCCGAACCUGGAGCUUCCAGGAAGAGAGGCGUGUCAAGAUGCUGGAGAACUUUCUCGAUGUAGUUGAGGCGGUGGAGACGUUCGGGCUGCUGGAAAUCGGCGAGAAUCAGAUCGCCACCGCGGAAGUACUGAUGCGUCGGUAUCUCGAAGGCGUCAAGGAUCUCUACAAGGGAAUGAAGAUCCAGCCGAAUCAUCAUCUUGCUCUCCAUAUCGGUAUCUUUCUGCGUCUGUUCGGGCCCGUUCACUCUUGGCGAGCGUUCGUAUUCGAACGCUUCAAUUUCUAUCUGCAGUCGAUCAACACCAAUAUGACUUUCGGUGAACUCGAGAUGACUUUCAUGAUGCACAGCUGCCGUGCAGCGAACUUCCAGCCCUUCCUGCGCAGCCCUAUCGUCCAGAAGUACAUGCAGGACUUCUCACAGCAGCUCCAGGCCGCGGACAAGAAGGAUCGUCGGGGAAUGCGCCUCGAUGCGGUGUUGCGCUCUGCGGGGGAGCAUGAAGCAGCCUCGAUGCCACUUCAAGGAGAACCCUUCAAGGCAUCGCGACCCGUGCCAUUGGGCGACCCCGAGUACAAGGCUCUAUUGCAGAGGCUUUCGUAUGAUGACGGGAACAUGUACGUGGAUGAAGAGGAGUUCUACGCGGGCCGCCCAGCAGGAAGAUUGCCCCUUUCUCGCCAUGCUACAUCUUGCUCAUCGUUGUUGGUCUCCGGCGUUUCGUACAAACCAUGGAGCAGGUCCUCAGGAGACAGCAACGCUAUGUUUCGACACCCCGCCCUUGGCAGAAACUCGCACCCGGGCCGUAUCGAGCAGAUUUUUCUUCACACUCGGGGCGCCGCGAGCGGAGAGGACAACGUCGAGACGUUCCUCGUUGUCAAGCGUCUUCAACCGCUCAAUCGCCUCGACGCUGGCCUCGAUCCCUAUCGGAGGUACCCCGCCGUGGGAGGCCGCCUAUACUACUCGGAGUACGACGACGCACUAUUCGUCAUUCGCGGAGAGGACCUUGUUUCGCACUUCGCCUCGACUUCCAUGGAGCACCUUGUAGUCAGAGCACCUGGUGCCAAGGACCCGACGAAGACGCAUCCUUGUUUAUUGAGCAAGCGUUGCAUCCAUGUGCGGCCCUUAGAUCGGGUGAGUGUUGACUGUAUUUCUUCACAAUCAAAUCGGCGCUGA
This is a messenger RNA of Trametes versicolor FP-101664 SS1, 2352 nucleotides long. RefSeq lists its product as uncharacterized. The coding region runs from base 1 to 2352 and encodes 783 amino acids. NCBI's taxonomy places the organism in Eukaryota, Fungi, Basidiomycota, Agaricomycetes, Polyporales, Polyporaceae. The transcript is spliced from 5 exons. The record is from RefSeq and is a predicted model, not a curated record.